AUGCUGCGCCUGGGCCCCGCGCGGCUGUUCCGCCUUGCCCGCCUGGCUCCGCUCCGCGCCCCGCUGCGGCCGUGCGGGGCGGCGGCGACGGGCCACGGCACGGAGCAGGAGCGCUUCGUCUUCCUCGAGUACGAGCGGGACCCGGCUGAGAGGGCGCCGCGCCAGGAGUGGGAGCUGAAGCCGCGGCGGGAGCGGCGGGCGCGGCGCGCAGUGGCAGUGGCGAUGCCGAGCCUGUCGGACCCGUCGGUGCCGCCGAGCGGCGUGAGCUGCUCGGGCUGCGGGGCCGAGCUGCAAUGCGGGGACGGCGGCGCGCCGGGCUUCGUGCCGGCCGAGAGGUACCGCAACCUGCUGUGCGAGGGCCCCGCGGCACUGCGCGGCGCCGUGUGCCGGCGGUGCUGGGCGCUGGCGCACGGCGGCGGCGCCCCGGGGCUGCAGCUGCCGCCCGCCGAGCACCGCCGCGUGCUGAGCAACGCCCUGCGCCGCCCGCGGCGCCACGGCCGCGGGCCGCUGCUGCUGUACGUCCUCGACGUGACGGAGCUGCCCGAUCCCGUGCUGCCGCAGCUGCCGGCGCUGCUGAGCCCCGAUGUGCCCGCCGCCGGCGUGCUGGUGGUGGGCAACAAAGUGGACCUGCUGCCCGCAGACCGCCGCGGGCACCUGGGGCGGCUGCGGCAGCGGGUGGCGGCGGCCUGUGCCCGGGCCGGGCUGCGGGGAGCCGCGCUGGUGGACAUCCGCCUGGUCAGCGCCAAGACCGGCUACGGCAUGGAGGGGCUGGUCAGCCGGCUGCAGCGCUCCUGGAAGUGCGCCGGCGAUGUCUACCUGCUGGGCGCCACCAACUCGGGCAAGUCCACGCUCUUCAACACCCUGCUGCGCUCCGACUACUGCAAGUCCCGCGCCCCCGACAUCAUCGACAGGGCCACCGUGUCCUCGUGGCCAGGAACAACACUGAACCUAUUGAAAUUUCCAAUUAUUAACCCUACGUGUGACAGGAUAUUCCGAAGGCAGGAGAGGCUAAAAGAAGAGGCAGCAAAAACAGAAGAUCAGCUAAGCAGUGAAGAAAAAAAGUACCUUAAUCAACUUAAAAAGCAAGGUUACCUAGUGGGAAGAGUUGGAAGAACAUUUAAACAGCAGAAGUCUAGCGCUGAGAUUGACUUCGACCCUGACAAGCUCUCUUACAGCUUGGAUGAAGAUCCUAGAGAUGAAGAUCCUAGCGAUCCCCCUAAGAGGUUUGAGGAGAGGGAAGAGUUCAUUCACAAUGAAGUGAAGGAUGCUCGGUGGUGUUUUGACACUCCAGGAAUUGUAAAGGAAGACUGUGUUUUGAAUCUCCUAACAGAGAAGGAAGUAAAACUGGUUUUGCCAUCACAUGCCAUUGUUCCACGGACUUUUAUUCUCAAGCCAGGAAUGGUCUUGUUUUUAGCAGCCUUGGGACGUAUAGACUACUUAGAGGGAGAAAAGCCUGCCUGGUUUUCUGUCUUGGCUUCUAACCUGUUGCCAGUCCAUGUUACUACACUGGGUAAUGCAGACACUGUCUAUGAGAAGCAUGCAGCCCAAGAAUUCCUAAAGGUUCCCAUGGGUGGGGAAGAGAGAAUGAAAGAGUUUCCCCCACUUGUCCCUCAGGACAUUUCACUGAAAGGAAUUGGUACAAAUGAGGCAGUUGCAGAUAUCAAGCUUUCCUCUGCAGGCUGGGUGGCAGUGACGGCUCACGCAGAAGAGGAAUUGCUGCUCCGAGCCUACACUCCCAAGGGCACUGCAUUGGUGGUGCGGGAGCCUCCCCUUCUGCCUUACAUCAGUGCCAUCAGAGGGGCCCGGAUCCCAGGCACUCCUGCCUACAGGACCAAAAAGCCUCCUUCCUUUGUGGAAAACCUAGGAACCACUGGAAGCAGAUAGCGCUUCUCAUCAUCCAAGCAAGGCAGAAGACAGAACAGCCCCUGGACAACCUGGUGACUUACUGGUAUUCAGAAAAUGUUGGACUCCUUUUGAAAGGCCAGCGGGCACAUUUUGAAAGGAAAGCAGGGCUAGGAGGGAGCUCCACAAGUCCACAUUUGAUCCAACUGCUGAACUGCAGCCAUUAUGAAGUGAGGGGCUGGGACCUUGCUGUUUGAGGGUAAACAGCUUCUCCCUGGGAUCUGCAACGAUGGGCAGAUCCCUUUACCUGUCCCCUCUUGAAAUACAGGGUGGAACUCACCUGCCUGACCUGGUCUGACUGCUGCUUAUGGAGUAGGUGGUUUCUUGAAGGUAUGCUCCCUUAUGUCAAAAAUCAUCACCUUGUUUUUAAGGUGUUUCCAUAGUUAAAGGGGGUAGAGGGAGUUGGAAGGAGCAGGGAAUGCUCCAGUGUGGGUAUAACCCUUCUAGUGGCUGAUACUGAUGCAACAACAUCAACCAGAAGUUGUGUCCUUUCUCUCCUUCAGCAUCUGGAGUGGAUUAGGGUGGACAGUAUCCUGCUUUUGGACACAGGAAAAGUGAUUUAAUAAAAGGCAGGUCUGCUCAUGUGUCUGAAGAGGAAAGUUUUGCAAUUCACUGCUUUGAUUUGGUUUCUCUAGCUUGGGUACAGGUUUUUGAAACCAAGCAUAUAUCUUCUCAAAGACAAUCUUUUGUUGACCUAGUUGACAAAGCUCUUUGUGUGGGCAUGAGCUUCUUGCUAAACACAUGAAUGGUCCAGUGCAAUAAUAAAUGUGCUCAAUCUGCAAAAGACAGGCAGACUGUGAGAGACACAUGACCAGUCAGUCUGCUGAAAGAGGCAAAAAAAGAGUAUCUUCUAAUCUCCCUACCAUUUCACUGAUGUUUUCUCAGUCAGUCCAUUGGUCCCAGGGGCAGCUCUGUGGUCCUUGGCUGUUGUCCCAAAGAAGCCUGGACGAUGAGCAGAAAUCCUCAGCUCAUUCAGCAUCCUCUUCUCACCAUUGUUGCCUGUGGGAUGUAUUGGCAUUGCUUGAGUGAAACCUGUCCCUUAGCCCUGCUCUUUGUUUCCUCCCAUUUUCAGCCCAGACCCACCAUGUGGGUCUGUCUGCAGCCUCUGCUCAGGGCCACUCUCUUCCUCUGUGUGAGGCUGCUGGGGCCUCCUGUGGAGCCAUGUGCUGUCCUCUGCCACUUCUUCACCUCUUCCUUGCCCUGCACUGCCGCCUCCUUCCCUGCUCCCUCCAGGGGCCAGUGAGAUGGGGUGGGCCAGGCGGGGCCAUGGCAUCUUUGAGAAGCGCUGGGUGCCGUGGGGUUUGAAGUUCAGCACUGUCCUGUGGGACUUCCCUGUCCUUGCUGGCAGCUGCCCAGUUCUCCCUGUGUAGAAAAUCAGUUGUUCUUUAUGAAGGUUAAUCUGCCAUUGAAUCCAGGGAAUGUGGUUCACAUGUGUUCCGUCUGUGUCUAGACUAGAGUUCUUCCUGUACAUUAGACAAAAUAUGUGCACUCUCACCUUGAUUUCUCAGGAAAUCUUUUCUGGUUCUUUCUAGAAGGAAAAAAAACUAUGGCAGCAUGUUCCUCACUGCUCAGGCUGUGACUCACACAGCGCUCCUGUUUCUCUGUUUCUCUGUUGUGAAAACCAGCACGUGUAGCCACUCCUAGGGUGUGCUUGGCAAGCAUCAGAGCACAGCAGCAAGAUCCAAAAUGUGUUUUUCUAGCAUAGGUAUAUAGAACUGUAGCUGUCUUCCUGGCUAGAUUUCUUUGUGCUCUUGGCAGGCCUCACAUUUGGCUGCAAAAGUUACUGAAGGAGUUGCCAGCAAGACUGGUGUGAGGAUUAUCUGCUGUAGCUGUGCUAAUCUUCACAGUGCUGUGAUUUUCAAUUUCCCCUUCACAAAGGGAAAAAACACCAGCUUUUUAAUGUUUAAGAACAAGAUUCUAGAAGCAUUUUUUUUUUGAGAGAUUUUUUUUUUAAUUACUUUUGUGAUGAUGGAAGAGAAAGUGCCACAUUUUUCUCAACUGUUAUAACACACACAGCAAACCAACCCCUGUACAAAUUCUGCCCAUUCUUUUUGAGCAGGCCAUGGAUUUAUCAAGUAUUUUCCUUGACUUGCUCAUAGCUAAAUGGGAGAACCAUGUUGCUUUGUGUAUUUCUUCAAGACUGGGUAUCUUGAACAUUUUUUAGCUGGCAAGAGGCUAAACAACUAAUUUAUGUGUGUAGAAACAGCAUGAACAACUCAUGUUGUUCAGUUUAUGUCUUAAGCAAGAAUACUGAGAGGAAUGCAAAAGAAUGCUGAGACAGGGACCUUUGCAUCCUGAACAAAUGCAACAAUCCAAACUUCUUCCUGGAUGAUUUACAUCAGAUGGUGGUGAGAGAGAAAGAGUAUCAAGAUCUGCCAGAGCUUCCAACUUUAUAUUACAACCCAAAACCAGGUGAAGGUAUUGAAAGAUACCAAAGUGACAUUGGUAUCCCUUUUCAUCCUUGGCUGUAUGACAGGUGUGUGGAUGAUGUGCAUCAUGAGAAGGGGCUGGUAGACAGCACUUCCCCUGUGCAUGUCAGGUGUGAAAGGCACUGUAGCUUUUGGAGGCAAAAGCCACUACAAUGUUCUUGUGAGGGUGAUGCAGUUCUGCAGUUGCAUGAAUUCAGAGCUGUACUUACAGGCCACAAAAAAAUCCAUUACUCCCGCCUGUCUAGCUUCCAGCUGAAAAGUAGCUUUGGUACAGAUUUCCAUAAAAACAUCCAUUGCUUAGCAUAAUAGUCAUGGGCUGCAGAGGUGAAUUCCCUUAACUCUGCCUUUUUGCUUUGUAAAGUUCUCACAUAUUUGGUGGCUUUAGUUCUUUAGGAGCACUGCCUGGGGUGGUGUCACUCCAUUCCCAAUAUGAAACACACUGUAAUUUGCACAUACUGUUCCUCAAACUUUAAAGAAUAAAAGUUUGGAUUUGUUUCCAUCAGUGAAGUGUCAGGAAAAAGAAAGGUAAAAGGAUGAAAAACUUCAUACACUAAAAAAGUGAAGAAAAGGGAAAAAGCUGGAGCAAAUGGGAGAAAAACAUAAGCAGCAGAAACUGCCUAAAAGAUGACUGCAUUUAGAGACAAGGUUUAAACUUCGUGGUCUUAUGGGCAAAUCUCACCACAGGAACAUUUCUAAAUUAGGGUCUGGACUUUGGGUUCCACAGAGCUUAAAACAGUUCUAGAAUGGGGUACAAUUGGCAAGUGUUAUGGAAAUGGAGGGAAACAUAAAUAGCUACAGUUUGUCCUCACAAAGCUGUCAGAAAUCUGUCCACAGAGAUCAAAUAUCGUGUCUGUGUAAUCUAAUGUAUGCUCCGCAACCAAAACCACAGAAGAAAAUAUACUACAUUUGUUUUUAGGGUACACCUGAACUCAUCAAGCAGUUCUUGAGGUCUGAAAUAAUACCUUUAUACAUUUACACAUUUGCAAAUUGAAAAUAAAAACAUAACUACAAAAUUAGUCUUGAUCUUUUGCUGUGCAUGGUAGAUCGUACUGCAUUUAGUCUGAAAUUAAUAAACAGAUACAUAGUCACAUGCAUUUUGGAAUUUUAAAUUAAGCUAUCUACAGUUAUAAAAGAUUUUAUUCUACACCUCUAGAACAUUUGAUGUGGCUUUGGUUUAUUUGUCUAUAAGAUGAGAAACCACUUUUACAGUACAUUCUAUAUUUGCAAAACAAGCACAUUUAAUUUUAGAAAAACAGUGAAGUGAGGGAAGCCUGAAUUUUUUAAAAAAAGUCAAGGCAAGCAAAGUUAUAGGUUAGAAACAGAUCCUUGAGCUUCUAAAUGUCAGAUUUGCCAAGACCUUAAUAAAAUCUUGCAAAUACAAAAUAUGUUGUAAACAUUAACAAUAGGACAAGAAAACAAUAUAUCAAAUACACAUGCAAAAGUUCUGAGAAUUUGCUGAACCUUUUGUAGUUACGACAAGCAGAGGAAAUAUGGGAAGAGAGAAAAGAAGAAAAAAGUGUAAAAACAUGGUAUCCAACAGAGGGAGGUUAACCUCACUGACAUGCUGUUCAUACUUCAUUACUCUGCAAGGUGAGGGGACACAUAUGUAGAGAACUUUGGGCAUAUUACUCAUUUUUGUCCAAAGAAUAAGGAAAAUUUAGAGAAGUAUAUGAAAUUCCUCCCAAUAUGUAUAGGAAGCAUAUCACAGAGCAUGCAUGCAUCUAAGUCUUUCAAAUUAGUGCCUUAAAGGACAUCUUUUUCUCGAUGUGAAGUAACUGGGAAAUGCAGUAAAUAUCUUUCACUAGAACCUUCCAGGCAAUGAACUGACACAGGGAUUCACUGGGCAAAAUUUAAGGUUUAUCUAUACUGAUAAUCCUGCAGAUUUUAAGGUUAGAGAUUUUUGGCUAAAACUGUAGUGGACAGGUCAACGCUUUUAAAUUUGAGUGUCCAAUCUUUAUGAAUCCAGCAAGAAUUUUGGAAACGUUCAUUUGACAUCCAUGUUCCAACACACUCGCUUGUCACUGGGCUUUGUGCACUCUGGGCUCCCUCCAUGGAACUCUAGGACUUGUGGUUACAUCUGUGUAGUAGCUCCCUGGAAUUCUUCUGUGAUAAUACAUGAUUCAACCUUUUUAAAAGAGCCUGUGACACUUUGAAAUGCUGUUGGUAGUCAGUACUGCUGAGUAUGGAAGUUAUAAAAAGGAAUUGAGUGUGUUUCAGGAUCGCUGGCAUCCAUACGGACAAGCACCUUGGGAUGAGUGAGGGAAAUGGCAGACUGCCACUUGGUUCAUUGCAGGCAGUGUUUGAGAAGCAGGAACUGGCCAAUUAAGCCAGUUCACAUUAAAUUUCUUCAGGCUGCUCAGUUAUUUAAAUGCAAUACUGGUGGGAUACAUCCUGAGGAUGACCAACAGUGAUGUCCAAACCUCACAGUAAGUAAAGCUUCUGAGGCAAAGAAGGGAAUGAACUGUAUGCUGUUUAUGAAAAAGUAUGCAAUUGAUUCAUUUAAUAUCUUACAGUAAAUCAAUAGGGGCUCUUGUGGGAUGAAACCCUCAGCAAAUUAACAACGUGUAGUGACCUUGACAAAUGAAAACCCUGAGAGCUGGGCUAAGAAUACAGAGCCAUUGAGAAAGCAGUGAGGUUACUAAGAAAUGGCAUUUAUUAGCCUAACUCCACAAGGACUAAUUCUCCUCUCCCCAUUCCUAAGCCUACAAAAAAAGGAAAAUGAAAGACAAAGGGUGUCAGGAGGAGGUUGAUGGCUGUCAGUGUCCUUUGAAAGAGGGACAUGUAGAGGGGCAUUCUUAAGAAAGACACCAAAACUACAGUAAGCCUAGAAAUAACCAGAAAUAAAAUUGCUGAUAUUUCCCAACAAUGCAGGUCAAAACAUGGUUCCUGUUUGAACCAUUCAGAGACUUAGGUUAGGCUUACGAUACUUGAUUCUGAAAAGACAGCCUUUCAGUCAAGUUUUGAUUGAGGGGACUCUGUGGAAUCACUGCAGAAUGCACUGUGCUUGUCUGGCUAAUGGAGCGUGAGAGAGGUGAAGCUGAUGGUGGUCAAGGGAGCAACACACUAGAAAUUAAAGGAACUGGCUCAAGUGGAAAUGAACACCACUGAGAGUGAGCACAGAACUGUUGUACUCGAAGUUAUCCUUGUGUACAGAUAAUUUCACUGUCAAACCGAAGAUCAUUAAACAUGCCUAACUCUUAGAUAACUAAAUUGAGGUUAAAGCUGUCAUUUAUGCUAAGCAAAGAGAAAUUAUAGCAAAACAACAAACAAACAAAACCUAAGCAAGCCCUUCAUCAUAUUUUGGGCAGCCUCACUGAAAUUCAAGGUCAACCAAUGCACUAGGAUGAAAGUAACCACAUGUAUAAAUUCUUAGAAUGCUACUUUUAAGGGAAAGUAUGCAUUAGGUUCAACUAGUUAUGGAAAAAACAUUUUGUUGCCUGUGACUAUAAUUUUUGAAAAUUAUAUUAUUUUAAGUGUUAACAUGUUUAUAUUGAACUACAUUAUGAACAUACAUUGGUAAAUGGAUGCUUGCAUCAUUCUAUUUCCAGUCUUGGGUUAGGACUAAUGUACAUGACAAAAUCUAAGUGUUAGGAAAGUGACAUCGUUCCAUUUUCUGCCAACAGGUCAGCUUUUGAAAAAGUGUAAGGAGUAAUACAUAUGCUUCUGAUAUUCAACAAUCUGUCAAAAAAGGUUUAUGUUGUUUUGAGUUCUCCUGAAAUUGCAUCACAUUAACAUCAAGCCUCAAAAACAUUUGUUGUGCUGGUAAGAAGAUGAAAACUAUAUGGAAAUGGAUAUAGGUUUAAAAGGAAGGAAACCCUUCUCUUUUAUUGCUUUUAAUCUUCUAACUUCAAUUAAACUGAUUUCUAAGAGAGAUGCCAGAGGCUGCCUGAAGGAAAUACAUUUUCUGUUGACAACA
This is a messenger RNA of Lonchura striata (white-rumped munia), 8247 nucleotides long. It is a transcript of the gene NOA1, whose product is annotated as nitric oxide associated 1. Gene Ontology annotation, molecular function: GTP binding. The record is from RefSeq and is a predicted model, not a curated record. Lineage: Eukaryota; Metazoa; Chordata; Aves; Passeriformes; Estrildidae.